GAGCCUGGCCAUGCCCUCCUCCUCUCUCCUUCUGCAACUUUCCACUCUUUGGGAGUAACUUCAGACACUUAUCCACGCUUGCCUUAGCUGUGAAACCAGAGGAGGUUCACAAUGGCUCAGAUUGCAGAGGAAAACAUUUAUGAAAAAAUAGAUGAAGAGAAUGUGUACGAGAAGCCAUUUGAUGAACUAGACAAGCCAGCUGAAGUGCAGUAUGAGAACCAGGGAGCGUUGAAAGAAACCACAGAGAAGGAGGCUUUGUACAGUGAGAUUAUAGUACAUGGGUCUAAGGAGAAAGCCCAGAGAAGUGUAACUCCAGACUACAUGGACACAAGGGACAGCACUUCGGAUGUAAAAGCCAAUGGUGCUGAAAGCCCAGCUGAAGAAGUAAGUGCUCGUCCGUUCAGCUCCAGCCCAGCUGAAGAAGACAUCGCCCAUCCGUUCAGCUCCAGCCUAGCUGAAGUAGAAUCUGCUGGCCAAGUCAACGGAGAAGGAGUUUCAUCCAGGCGCUCCUCUUCGUCAUCUACCGAGCAGUAUGGAGACCCAUGUGAAGAGAACACAGAGGAUGCCAUGGCCAUGGCCUUCUCCUACUCAGCAGCUAGGGCUUCUGAACCAGAAGAAGUAGUUGACUACAGUCUCAAAUCAGUCUCAGAAACCAAUACAGCUGUGGCCCCAGAGAGAAUCACUGACCCCAAUCAGCCUGAGAUCUCCCUAUUUGUCAAGGCUGGCAGUGAUGGUGAAAGUAUUGGGAAUUGCCCGUUCUCCCAGCGCCUUUUCAUGAUCCUCUGGCUCAAGGGGGUCGUCUUCAACGUCACAACUGUGGACCUAAAAAGGAAACCAGCAGAUCUGCAUAAUCUGGCUCCAGGCACACACCCUCCUUUCCUCACCUUCAAUGGCGAAGUCAAGACUGACAUCAACAAAAUCGAGGAGUUCCUGGAGGAGGUUCUUGCACCACCAAAAUACCCCAAACUGGCAGCCAAGCACCGAGAGUCAAACACAGCGGGGAUUGACAUAUUUGCAAAGUUCUCAGCUUACAUCAAAAACACAAGGCCAGAUGCCAAUAGAGGACUGGAGAAAAGCUUGACAAAGGCCUUGUGGAAGCUAGAUGAGUAUCUGAACAGCCCUCUGCCUGAUGAAAUAGACGCAAACAGCAUGGAGGAGGAGAAGAGCUCCAGCCGUAAGUUCCUGGAUGGAAACGAGCUGACCCUGGCAGACUGCAACCUGCUGCCUAAACUCCAUAUUGUUAAGGUUGUUGCCAAGAAGUAUCGCAACUACAACAUUCCUUCUGACAUGACUGCUGUGUGGCGCUACCUGAACAGUGCCUAUGCUCGUGAGGAGUUUACCAACACCUGUGCUGCAGACAUAGAGAUCGAGCUGGCCUACCAGGAUGUAGCAAAAAGGCUGGUCAAGUAACAGGAGUAAGACUUUACAGAUGCAUCAAAAACAGAUAGAAGGCUUUGUUUUUGCUAGUUUUGAUAUCAUUUUAUAGUUUUCCAUCAUUUAAAGCUUUGAAAAAAAGAAACCUGAGCUCUGUUCUGAACACUGGUCAUGAAAUAAAGAAAUCUGAAGGGCCAGAAAAGUCUUUUUCCACUGCAACUCCUUAUUGCUUGGUGGGAUGGUGUGUUUGACCCAUUUAUUCCUAUGUUUUACAUCAGUAGGUUAUGUAUUUACAGUAAUUGUUGUCUGUAACUGUCUGUAACUUUUGUCUGUUGCCUAUAUGUACAUAAUCAUACAUAUAGGCUUACCAGCUGAAAAGAGAAAUUCUAGAUAUUAAUGAUUAAUGAUUUUCAGUAAUGUACAUUCAGUCACACAUUUGUAGACUGAAUGAAUUUACAGGAUUUUUUACAUUUAUAUAGCUGUUUAAGCUGCAUGUGAUGAUAUUGUAUAUGAAUGCUUAAGUUUGUGUCUUUAUAAUUAUUUCGAGUAUAAGAGUAGAAGAACAUGAAAGCUCUGAACAAAUCAUAUUUUUUGCAUGCUUGUUUCUGAAUUUAAGAUAUUUAAAUGUCAUUCUUUGAAAUACCUAAAACAAUUUGUCAGCAAAAAAUCAACUGCUGUAUCUUAUGAUUCAAAGCAUGUGCCUUCAUUUGGAAAUUCUCAGCCAAAAAUUAAAUAUGAUUUAUUUUCUGA
Astyanax mexicanus (Mexican tetra) is the source of this 2124-nucleotide messenger RNA. RefSeq names its product chloride intracellular channel protein 5-like. The transcript has 6 exons. The record is from RefSeq and is a predicted model, not a curated record. Lineage: Eukaryota; Metazoa; Chordata; Actinopteri; Characiformes; Acestrorhamphidae. The coding region runs from base 112 to 1410 and encodes 432 amino acids.